Molecule: messenger RNA, 2134 nt
Organism: Papilio machaon (common yellow swallowtail)
Lineage: Eukaryota; Metazoa; Arthropoda; Insecta; Lepidoptera; Papilionidae
Product: gastrula zinc finger protein XlCGF8.2DB
Exons: 1
Coding region: 55-1182 (375 amino acids)
Biological process (GO): regulation of transcription by RNA polymerase II
Cellular component (GO): nucleus
Molecular function (GO): RNA polymerase II transcription regulatory region sequence-specific DNA binding; DNA-binding transcription factor activity, RNA polymerase II-specific; zinc ion binding
Source: RefSeq, a predicted model, not a curated record
UUAAUUGAUGAUUUAAGUUAUUUAUUUCAUAUGGAAUGAAAACUAUACAAAAAAAUGGUUGGAUCGUUGAUGCUUUGGAAGUUAAUGCAUUGUAAACGUUUCAAGAAGAGAUCUUCAAACAACAAUAAAAAAGAAAAGAAUUUGGAUCUUUCUGUGCCCUCUACAGAUCCUUUAAUUACAGUGAAAAUAGAAGUAACCGAGGAGAACAAAAUAUGUAGAGUUUGUCUUAAAAAUGGCGAGGUUCCAAUAUAUGACAAUAAUCGUACGGAAGAUAUUUCUGAGGCAUUAAUUAGUUUCGGCGGUAUUGAAAUAACACCUGAUGAUGAAUAUCCAAAAUUCCUAUGUGAAUCUUGCUAUGCCCUUUUACGAGGCGCUAUUUUAUUUAGAAAAACCGCGCAAGAUUCCGAUCAAAGAUUACGAUGUCCACAAAAAGAAUCAGAUUUUGAAAGCAAAAAUACAGACACGUCUUUUGACUAUGAUAAAAAGGAGAAAGACCGAAAGAAGUAUAUUUGCAAGAAAUGUGACAUUGAUUUUGAUACAUUUUCAGAAUACAGUGAGCAUAGAUUGUCACAGGAACAUGAAAAUUUAAAGCAUACAUGUCCAAUAUGCAAGAAUUCAUACAGUUCAUUUUACAUUAAAAAACACAUGGCUAUACAUACAUUAGAAAUAUCACAUGUGUGUGAUAUUUGUGGUAAGAAGUUUACAGUAAAAGGUCUAUUUACUCGUCACAGACAGACACAUUUCAACAACUUUCCUUUCAGUUGUUCCUUAUGUCCAUAUAAGGGUAGAUUUAAAGAAUCAUUAAAAAUGCAUAUGAGAUCUCAUACUGGUGAAAAAAAUUACCAAUGCACUCGUUGUCCUAGUAAAUUUAUUCAUAAAAGCAAUUUAAAUGCACACAUGUUAAUACAUAAAGAUAGUUUUGAUUUCAAAUGCGAGACAUGUGGUAGGGGAUUUUAUAACAAAAGAUCUCUCGAACAACAUAUAAAAGUUGACCAUAAUGGUGUAAAAGAGCAUACUUGUAACAUUUGUGGUAAAGCUUUUGGUUAUAGAAAACAAAUGAUGAAACAUCAACUGAGAGUUCAUAAAAGAGAGAAGUUUAAAAGUGGUAGAAUGCCGUUAUAUCUUCAAAUACAAAAUAAAGAGCAAGUACAGAAUGAAACAUAUCAAACACCUUUACUAUAAUAUAUAUAAAAAUCUGUUCUAAGUGUAUAAAUGGAGUACCAUUCAGUAUGAGCUCACUAUACAUUCCCACUGAGGGGCUGGGAGCCUACCCUAAGUUAGGGUUGACUAGGCCAUAGUCAACCAUGCUGGCCCAGUGCGGGUUGGUUAACUUCAUACAUAUCACUGAAUUUCUUCUGAGAAAUGUACAUAAUAUGUAAAUCGAAAAACACAUUGGUACAUGGCGGGAUACAGGACCUGCAGAUUGCAAGUCAAGUGCUAAACCCCUGAGCUACCAUUGCCCUCUAGUACCAUUCAUAAAUACUUUUUUAAUAUUAAUGGGCUUUUAUGUUUUUCUAGUUAAAGUAAAUACAAUGCAAUAUUAAUCAGUGCCAUCUAGUAUUUGAUAUGUACUAACCAAUAAAAAGAAGGGACAGGUAAUAGCAAUAUUUCGUAGUAAUAACUAGUAUUGUUUAUUUUCAUUGUUUACAAACUUUAUUGACUACAGAACCCUUCAUAGAAGCAGGGUUUAAACAGAACCCAAAAUUCUAGAAUUGAUUAUUCUGGGACCUAGAAAUAAUCCAUAUUUAUUUUUAAUUUUUUUCAAAAGUUCGGCUCACAUAAACUUGAACUAUUGAACUGUGGUGCAAAGAAUAAAUUGGCAGUUCACAGCUCAUCUCAAUGUACUAUAAAUAUGUAAGUUAAUGAGCCAUAAUCUGCCUGAAGACUUGUAGGUCAUAGCUUGAAACACUAAUUAUAACUAUGCAGGUAGAAAUUGAGUUCAGAUGCGAGCUGGUUCACUAAUACGCUUUAUACAUCUGAACCAUGAUCUGGUUUAAAUUGAUCUGGAUCAGGUUACAAAUUUUAGUUGAGUUACCCAUAUCUAUCAAAUUGUAUGACUCUGAUUCUAUUGUAACUAGAGAUCAAUGCAGUUAGUUAAAUGGCUAUUAUUAAUAAGGAUUAUGGAGUAAUUGUU